AUGGAUGCACUAUCAACAUCUGGAAGUAACAAUGCUAAUAUUAGCAGUGCCAAACCAAUGUUGUUUAGGAAUAUAUUCAUAUCAUUGGAUCCUCAGUUCUCUUAUACAUUGAUGGAUUACUUUUGUCGAGGCUCACCACAAAAGACAUCACAACUGUUUGGUUCACUGAUAGCCUUGGUGGAUGAUCACUUCAUGGAACAAUUGCGUAUAUAUAUUAGAGUAAACAUGCCUGCCAAUCAAAGGAUGUCCUCUUCCUCCAACAUUAACAACAAUGAUGACUCAACAUCAUUCCAAAGCUUCAAAAACAUCAUCAAUCUUAUGGUGUCUAACUAUUUAAAGAUCAACUCUACACAGUCGAUGGAGUCCCUAUUGACAUCACAACUACAGGUGCUGGCUGCAAACAUCCAGCAAUACUGCUUAAACACAAGCGCAUCAUCAUUGGAAAGCCUCGUAGGCAACAACUACAACAAUAACAGCAGCAGUGGAGAUCUGGCACAGUCGGGAACAUACACAGGUGGCCGCUCACUCAAUGAGAGCAGCAGCAGCAGCGGCAGCGUCCGCGUCACCAGCUACAGCGAGGAGCUGGUGCAGUUUGCCACGUCGAUCGUCAGCGCCGUGUGCAAGUCGCACGACAAGUUCACGCCACACACCUACCAGGUGCUGCAGGUACUGUACAACGAGACCAAGGCGCUGGGCGCCGAGUUCAGCGUCGAGCUGAUCAAGCGCAUCUUCUUUGUCAAGCUCGUUUGUCCAGUGCUGGAGAACCUCGUCCCCUCAUCACUAUCGUCGCCACUCACCAAGCGCGUCUACGCUCAAAUGUCCAAGAUCAUCGAGGAGAUCAUCUUGACCAAGGAGGUCGUGGCCACGCCCGUCCUCAGCAGCAGUCCAGGACUUCGUGGACUCAGCGGCAAUCUCAACAACAACAGCAACAGCUACAACAGUGGUGGCAGUGGCGGUAGUGGAAGUAACAGCAACAGUUACCUCAACAGCGCCACUGGCAGCAAUGCCAGCAGCACCAUUCGCUUCGACUCAUUGCCAAUCGCCAACCAGAUCACAGAGUUCAUUGCGACGUUGGUCAGCCCAAUGAUCAGACGCACGGUCAGCAGCGCCAACGUGGCCCUGACGCUCAAGUCGUCGGUCAACAAGGACGAAGCAUUGGCCUACUUCAUACACUAUCUCAAGACCGAGUCAUUGAUGCUCGACGACCUGUUCAAACGCGCCAAGGACAUGGGUCCACAGGGCGAGCGCAACUUCUAUCUGUAUGGCAUCUUCAAGGAGCUGCUCAAUGGCAUCAAGUCCAUCUCGAUGGGCAUUGGCCUGGGUGGCGUCAUGCGCUCAAGUCUGACGAUACCGGGCGAGAGCACUGCCCACUUGCGAUCAAACAGCAGCCACGGACACAGCCACAGCAGCCACAGCAGAGGCCGAUCAUCAACUACAUUGACGGAUGAGGCCAAGUCGAAGCGCGAGAAGGAAUCGAUCGAGUUCAAGAAGUGGUCGUCGGAGGACCUCAAGCUGCUGGUGAAUGGACGCUCUCAGAAGCGUCGCUGCCAGAUCCUCGAGCGCAGCGUCAAGUCCAAAGAGGUGUUGACCUUCAACAUAUGUUUGUCAGACAGCGUGGUCAUCGUGCGCCACAUCAAGGUGCCCCUGGCGGCCACUGUAAAGGGCCUGAUCGCCCGUCUGCUCAGCGACCCCGAGAUGGCCGACAUCCAGUACAAUCGCGAAGUGCCCGAGUACGAGCUGGCCGUGCGCUAUGCCGAGAAGGUCACAGUCAUUGGCAACACCAUCGACGCCAAGAACCGCGAGGUCAUCUGCGACGUCGACAUGCCGCUCUGGGUCUAUGAUGUGGACGCCGAAUGUACCAUAGUUUUCCGACCGGAGAAGAAGCGCCGUAUCGCCGAGUUCUCCAUCUACCUGCGCUGCUUCUUCCCCUCGCUGGCAUCGCCAGCCACACCAGACGCCGCACUCACACGCAGCAAAGAGCCACCCGUCAUCAUACACGUCAGCCUGCAACUGGCACCCAAGGUCAUUAUCAACGAGAUGCUGCUCAAGCACGUUGUGCAGCUGGACCCGACACGUCUGGGCAUGUACCUGUACGACCUGGAGGAGAGCGCCACCACAAUGCAGCCAUUCAAGCUGGCCGCCGACAAGGUGCUGGCUUGCAACAAGAUCUCUACAAUGGACAUUAUAGAGUGCAACUUCCGCCACGCUUACGAGCUGGUGGCGGGUAUCGACGGAAACAACAUCACAACACUGGUCGACCACGACACACCCGUCGAGGUGGCCGCCAACACACUCCUCGCCCUCAUCCAGAACAUACUGUCUGGCAGCAACAAGUCGCCAAACGCGCAUCCCCUUCGCAGCCCACGCUCUGACAUGAACCCCAACCACUACUCACUUAUGCUGGCCGCGCAGAUCAAUCACCUGCCGAGCACACUGCUCACGGGCACAAAGCUCAGCGACUAUCCAAUGCUGGUUGGCGACGAGCUCGUCAUCUAUCCGCGCCAGAUGAUCUCUCUCGUGGAGAACCUCGAGCCCAAGAAGGACAACGAGCUGAGGCGCUCACUAAACUUCUUCCUCAAGAAGGAGGGCGAGCAGCAGUCCAAGCAGGAGGAGCUUUCCACCAUCGAGAGCGACAUUAUCAAGUAUCGCUUCAAGGUCAACUGGAUUGGACCGCGACAGAUCACAGAACAUGGUAGGAGCGAGUCAAACUUGAACAUUUCGCCUCUGAUGUUGAUUGGCGUGCCUACCAUCCAGGCACCAUCGUCGAGCAACAGCAGCCCCAACAGCGCGCAGGGCGGUGCCAAUGCCGGCAACAACUUUAUCAACCUUGCACCAUUCGAGAAGCGCAUCACAGUCUACCUGUCCAACACGCUGACGCUCAACCCCUCGCUCAUCUCCAGCUCCAAGGAGACAUUCUGUCUGAACAACGAUGUCAAGCUAUGCUUUGUGGGCGACGAGACACCUGAGAAGCUAAACCUGUUCAACACACUCAAGAAGUCUGGCAUCAGCCGUUUCGCGCGACCAGAUGCUUCACCCUCCAUGAUGUCUGGCUCGAUGAUCUCUGGCUCGUCCACAUUGAGUGGUGGCAGCAGCAUCCUGCAAUCUCUGGCGUCACAGCAAGGCGAUGGCGAGGACACUGGUGUCAAGAUGUCCGAGUGGACAUUCUCACAGAGCGAGAUGCCCGACUACAUAAUCACAUUCAGGAUGCACUACUUUAGUGGCCUGGAACAAUACCAGUCGACGCACCCACUGUUCAUCACACCCGAGUCUGUCUUUGUGAUCACGUACCCCUCCCUGGCACUCAAGGAAUCGACCAUUGAGUACUGGAUGGAGAUCAUCCAGGCCAAGGCACCUGGCUCCAUCGUCAUCAUCGUAGGCCUCGCCACAGAGGAGCCAUCCAAAAAGACACAGUUCAUCUCGCGAGCACUCUUAUCACGUUAUGGCAACGUGCUGCACUACCUACAGACCAACAUCAAGAACCCCAAGCAAGUGCGCGCACUCAUUCAGUGCCUGCACAACAUCGCACGCCAGAAGCAGUUCCGUAAGAAGGUGCCCAUCCCCUUCAUCCUGCUGCGCAACCAGUGCUUGGAGACAUGUCGCGAGGCACACCGCCUAUCGCGCAUCCCCAUGACAUCGAUCAGCAAGAUCAAAGCGGUGGCCAAGCUCAUCGGCCUCGAGAACCGCAUGGUGGACGAGGCUCUCAAGUACAUGCUAAAGAGCGGCGACAUAUUGUAUUAUAGACAGGAUGGAGACAAUGAGUUCAUGACCGACAUCAUCUUCCUUGACCCCGCGUGGAUGUCGCGCCUACUCUCCUCAGUGUUCACACUGAAGCAUCAGAACGGCUACUUGAUGAAGGGUGGCAUCUACCAGGCGUGGGAGGACAAGUACCCCAACGCCAUCCAUGCAUCGCUCACCUACCUUUUGGAGAAGUUCGAGAUCAUUCACUUGAGCACCGAGGGCGACACAUCGACGAGCGGCGAGAGCGACAGCAUCAUCGUGCCCAUGUUGUUCAGUGAAGAGCGCCCAAGCGUCAUGACGAUGCUGUGGCCCGAGCACACCACCAAGAUCCAGAACGAGCGAGUCUACCACUUCCGCUUCCUGCCCAAGGGAUUCUUCAGCCGACUCUCUGUCAAGAUGCUGCAGAACUUUGACGCCGUGUGCAUCUGGCAGGGCGGCAUGGUGAUCCAGCCCGCUGGUCAGGUGUGGGCCGGUGCUGCCAAGAGCGAGCACGGCCAGGCGUUCAUCCAGUACGAUGCUGGCAAGUACAUGCUACGUGUAGUUGUUCGCGAUACCAUCAAGGGCACAAUGCUCAAGAACCUGGUCGACAUCAUCUCAUCGUUCAUCAUGUGGUACUUCCCCGAUCGCCUGACCAAGACCUACGUUACAUGCACACAUUGCAUUGAGUCACGCAGAGGCAAGGAGAGCACGACAUGGACUCUGGACUACUGCGAGAAGGAAGCGUCGCAUGGCAACGACUUUGUUGUGUGCAGUGGCGUGCACAAGGUGAAGCUCAGCGAUCUGGCCUUCGAGGUCACCGUGCACAGCAACAAGUUCUCGAUCAUUCCAUUCGAGGAGCUCAAGUGGCCCAUCAAGAAGCUCAACCUCGAGGAAGACGACACAAGCACUGAGAAGUUCCGUGAGUUUAGGCAUGAAGCCGAGAUCAAUGGUGACUUGCAACACGAGAAUGUAGUCUCACUCAAGGGUGUAACAUUGAACCCAUUCUGUAUUAUAACUGAGCUGCUCAGGUUUGGAGACCUGUCCAAGUUCUUGCGCAACACAACCGAGUCAUUCACGAUGGGCACCAUCCUCAAGUUGUCGAUGGACAUUGCCCAAGGCAUGUACUUCCUCCACUCCCGCAAGCCAAUGAUCAUUCAUUGUGAUCUAAAGAGUGCCAACAUCCUGAUUGGAGGACAAUCAUUGGACACGUUGGUGGCCAAGGUAUCGGACUUUGGAUUGUCAGUUAGACAGUUUGAUAAGGAGGUCAAGGGAAGAAAGGUAUGGAACUGGCGUUGGCUGGCACCAGAGGUGAUCAAGAACGUGCAGUACACAGAGAAGAUUGAUAUAUACUCGUACGGCAUGGUGAUCUGGGAGUUGAUCACCCGCGAGAUCCCCUUUGAGGAGUACUUUGAGGAGUACAAGUGGAACUCGGUCAUUGAGGACAAAGUCACACAUGGCCUGCGCCCCACCAUCCCCAAGGAAUGCCCCGAGCAGUUUGCCAACUUGAUCCAGGACUGCUGGCAAGAGGACCCACGUAGGCGUCCAUCGUUCGAGGACAUCAUCACACAGCUACAACAGAUGCAGAGCACAUUCCCCCUGAACAACAAGAUUGAAUUCCGUGCCAACGGCAACAUGGAGGGUCCAUCGAUCGAUAUCACGCCCAUUGACAUGUCGCCACGCCAAUCGGCCACGCCCAACAGCAUCAGCAGUGUUGGAAGCAACGCAUCGAGCGACACUCUCUUCUCCAAUCUCCUGAGCAAGUUCUCGCCCUCCACACUCGAGCCCAUCGAGUCACCGCGCAGGAAUCACUCAAACAGCAGCUUUGGCGACGACUCUGCCAGCAGCUGCGACUUUAAUGCCUCGCUGCAUUCCACUCCAAGCGUGAGCUCAUUCAUGCUGGACGACCCACCCCUCGCCUUCAAGGAGUUCCUCUCGUCGAUGCUGACGUCGGCCAUCCACACAAUGCUCUACGUGCACCAGAAGCAGGAGCCACAGGUGUGGUGCGGUUGCGGCGACGGCUCCGUCACUGUGUUCAACGCCAACACAAAGGAGAUCAUCUCUUCAUACCGCAGCCAAGAGGCGACAAGGAUUAUCGGCAUCGCGCAGGUGCGCAAGUCCAAGGGCAAGGUGAACCCGCUUUCCGACGACGACCUCCAGGUGUGGGCCUACUAUCUGGAUGGCAUACUCGUGUUUGAUCCCAAGCAGCCACUCAAGCCUAUCAAGGCCAUCAAGACCAACUACAUCGCCAGCCUGUUUGACGACGGCAAGGCAGUGUACAGUAACUGUCGCGAGAAGAACGUCACAUCGAUGAAGAUCCUGAGCAAGACAUCGUUCAAGUGCAAGAAGAUCAUUCCACUCAAGAUCCCCCCCGAGAGCCACAUCUCGACAAUGGCGCUGAUCAAGGUGGGCAACGACCUCAAGUGCUGGAUCGGCACGGAGAAGGGCACCAUCUACGUGUACGACCACCCCACGUACCAAUCGCUCAACACAAUCGUCGAUGGCCACAACGGCACCAUUCACACGAUCAAGCGCAUCGACAAGUACAUCUGGACAUCGAGCGAGAAGACCAUCUGCAUCAUCAACGACCAGCUGGCACAGAAGAAGAAGAUCGACGGUAUCACGUCCAAGGUGAUGGGUCUGACCCUCGUGGACCAAUACGUGUACGCGCCUUGCUGGGACAGCUCCAUCCUAGUCUACGACAAGGAGACUUUCCAAUGUGUCUACCACUUGCCCAAGAAGCACGCCGAUCCACUCAGCAGCAUUGUAGGCGUACGCGUCUCUACCUUUGCCACUGAGCUCUGGGCUGCCAGCUGGGACAAGCGCAUCUCUGUAUACACUACAAGUGAUGCGGAUAUCGGCGGUGAUGCCAUCGAUGCACCCGGCUCACCAUCAUCAGGUCAUCACAACUUUAGUGGACUAGGAGGAUCUAUAACAGCUGGAGGCAUAACCUCAUCCAGGUCAAUCUCUUCUGGAUCACUACUCGUCCAUUCCAACUCGAGGAAGAAGAUCAACAAUAUAUUCGCCAACUAA
Acytostelium subglobosum LB1 is the source of this 6747-nucleotide messenger RNA. RefSeq lists its product as hypothetical. The record is from RefSeq and is a predicted model, not a curated record. Gene Ontology annotation, biological process: protein phosphorylation. Gene Ontology annotation, molecular function: ATP binding; protein binding; protein kinase activity. The transcript is spliced from 5 exons. Lineage: Eukaryota; Evosea; Eumycetozoa; Acytosteliales; Acytosteliaceae. Bases 1 to 6747 code for a protein of 2248 amino acids.